Messenger RNA from Dendronephthya gigantea, 2929 nucleotides. RefSeq names its product dimethylglycine dehydrogenase, mitochondrial-like. Gene Ontology annotation, cellular component: mitochondrion. Gene Ontology annotation, molecular function: protein binding; oxidoreductase activity. The transcript is spliced from 15 exons. The record is from RefSeq and is a predicted model, not a curated record. The annotation marks the transcript as partial. NCBI's taxonomy places the organism in Eukaryota, Metazoa, Cnidaria, Anthozoa, Malacalcyonacea, Nephtheidae.
CCAGGGGUUAUAAUCGAACGAUACAAAGAUCUUUCAAGCCACACAAAAUGGCCUCAAAAAAUACGGCGAUCUUUGCUGCAGGUGCCUUCCUUAGGAGGAAAUUCGUUAGCACAAAUAUCAGCGCAUGCAAACGCUUGUGCACUUAGUUUUCGACACAGUUUUGCAUUGAAAGACACGCGAUCGUAUAGCACAAAUGGGGCUCCAAAACUAAACAAGAGAUUGAAGGAGACAUCAGAAUGUGUUAUUAUUGGAGGGGGAAUUAUGGGUACCAGCAUUGCGUAUCAUCUAGCGAAAGCUGGAAUGAAAGAUGUUGUAUUACUGGAGAAAACAGAGUUGACUGCCGGCUCAACCUGGCAUGCAGCUGGUCUAACAACAACAUUCAAUGCUGGUAUUAACCUGAAGAAAGUUCAUUACUACAGCGUGCAGUUGUUUAAAACACUUGAGGAAGAAACAGGACAGGAAAUUGGAUGGCAUGAUCCAGGUACAUUAAGGCUAGCCUGUAUUCCCCAGCGUGUGGAUGAACUGAGAUAUCAAAUGGCACGUCAGGGUUGCCGGGAAGCAGAGCAAUAUCUGAUUGGUCCAGACAAGAUUGCAGAACUUCAUCCAUUGUUAAACAUGAAUAACAUCCUUGCUGCAUUGUAUAAUCCAGGUGAUGGACAUGUAGACCCAUAUUCGCUUUCUCAUGCCUUUGCCAUUGGUGCACGUAAAUAUGGGGCUGAGUUUUACAUGCCAGCUCCAGUGAGAGGCCUUAAUCAGAGGGAAAAUGGAGAGUGGGAUGUUGAAACUGAUCAUGGAACAAUUCAUGCUAAACGUAUUGUGAAUGCUGCCGGUUUCUGGUCACGAGAAAUAGGGAAAAUGGUUGGUGUGGAACAUCCACUGUGUCCAAUACACCAUCAGUAUAUGGUUACAACCACCAUUCCUGAGGUAGAAGCUCUUGAGAAAGAGCUGCCUGUCAUUAGAGACUUGGAAGGUGGUUAUUAUGGGAGACAGGAGCGACAGGGGAUCCUAAUAGGACCCUAUGAGUCAGUUGAGAAGAUGAGGCUACAAGAUGAUUGGUGGGAUGGAGUGCCUCCAAACUUUGGCAAAGAACUUUUUGAGAGUGAUUUGGACCGACUCAGUGAACAUAUUGAAGCAGCAAUGGACAUGAUUCCUGUGUUGAAAACUGCUGAAAUAGCAAGUGUUGUUGCAGGUCCUAUUACAUACACCCCAGAUGUGGUAGGCUUGCUAGGACCUUCCCAUGAAGUCUACAACUAUUGGUUAGCAACAGGAUCUGGAUAUGGUAUUAUUCACUCUGCUGGUUUUGCACGAUAUCUGACACACUGGAUGAUUCACGGUGAACCGCUUCAUGAAAUGAGUGAUAACGACCCUGGACGAUACGGAAAAUGGACAACGAAGGAAUAUGUCCAUGAAAAAUGUCGUGAAACCUAUGGUUUUAACAACAUCUUAGUUUUUCCGAAGGAGGAACGGCCGUACGGUCGUGAGAUGAGGAUUAAUCCAAUUUAUGAUAAACUGGUUUUAAAAGGAGCUGAGAUGGGAGUCCAUGCUGGCUGGGAGCAACCAAACUGGUUUUCACAACCUGGUGAGGGCGGAUAUGAGCCAAGUUUCCGACGUACAAACUGGUUUGAACCAGUUGGACGAGAAUGUGAACUUGUUCUGAACAAAGUUGGUGUGAUUGACCUUACUCCUUUCGGGAAAUUUGAAAUCACUGGUUCUCAAGCGACGGAAUUCUUGGACUAUAUGGUUGCCAAUAAAUUACCAAAGGUUGGAUCAACGAACAUAAGUCAUCUGAUUACACCAAGUGGCAGAGUCUAUGCUGAAUUGACGAUCACCUCAUCUUCUCUGCAAUGUCUACCACCUCACAUCUUCUUCAGAUCUCUUCAUUUCAUAAUAUCUCUGACCAGCUCUCCUUCAUCUCUUCUUAUUACAUGGUUGAACGACCACGCCCGCCAAUACACAGAUGUUACGAUUACCAACGUCACGGAUGAUAUUGGAACUCUGGGUAUCGCAGGCCCUCGCUCUAGAGAAGUCUUAAGUAAACUCACCGACACGGACAUGAGCCAUGGAAAAUUCAAGUUUCUAACAGUCAAAGACAUUGAUAUUGCUGGUAUUCAAGUGAAGGCGUUACGAUUGUCAUACACAGGGGAGUUGGGCUGGGAGCUGUACUGUCAAAUGGAUCAGUUAGAAGCUUUGUAUGACGCCCUUAUGAAGGCUGGUGAGGAAUAUGGCAUAGGAGACUUUGGUACAUACGCCAUGACUAGUAUGAGAGUUGAAAAAGGAUUUCGUGCAUGGGGGAGCGAGAUGAAUAUGGACACGAAUCCUUUCGAAGUCGGUCUUGGUUUCUUUAUUAAACUAGACAAGCCAACAGAAUUUAUUGGGAAGGAAGCAUUGAAGCAGAUCGAAAAGGAAGGUUUGACAAGAAAAUGUGUUUGUUUGACCGUGGAUACAACGGAUGUUGACCCAGAGGGAGAUGAAACCGUCUGGCAUAACGGAAAGGUUGUUGGCGUGACGACCUCAGGAUGUUUUGGUUGGCAGGUUAGAAGAAGUGUUGCAUACGCAUUGCUUCCCAUAGAGCUGUGCGAGAAAGGUCAAGAGGUUGAGGUGGAAUUGCUGGGUGAACGAUGUCUAGCGAGAGUGGAGAACGAUCCUUUGGUCGACAUUGAAAUAGUUCGAUAUAGGAAAAUGUUGAAGGAACAGAAAAAGGCGUCAAAAUAAAGUCAGAAAGAAGGACCCUCAAUCCCGCAGGAUUUGAAAACAGCAGUAAAUUAUUGUGAAAAAAAGCGAGAAAUGAACGAAUCAAACCGGACGACAUUCGUUCAUCGUUGAAUAGGAUAUUUUUUUGUAGAAAAAUCAAUUUAUCUUUAGAGAAAUAUGCAUUAGGCAACAAUAUAAAUGAUGUUGUAUAUAGACGCAUUGUAAGCCAAUUCAAUAA